GCUCCCGCGAUCACACCUCCGCUUUGAAUAUCCGCAUCUAAGCAACCAACUCCUAUUCCAAUCACUCGACCCCUUCUCCGCUCGAAGGGGGGGAGUACUUAUCUACAUACGUUGUUCAUGAUUCAUGUUUCAAGGCCUCUGCUGUUCAUAUAUCACUGUCCAACUUUCGCUGUUCAAAUCCUUCUUGUCCAGCUUGUACAGCACCAUCCCUACACUCGCCUUAUACCCACGUCCCUGGACUUACAGCCUAAUCAUCAUAUCAUACCAUGCAUCUCGUUGCCAGGAUGGACCGGGAUGUCUUCCACGGGGGGAAUAUCUGGUCUCCCAGCCCAAUCUUCCAGACCGAGAUUCCUUUCUUUUGGCGGAAACGACGGCAGCUUUCCAUUGGCGAUCUUCCCGUCGAGAUCUUUACCGCCAUAUGUCGCAAUCUCUGUGUGCAUUGCCAGCAUGCACAUGUUGUCGAUCUCCCGCCAGAUGAGAUCGACCACGCCAUUGAGGCUCAGCAGGCAUUAUCUCGCUUGAGCCGCACGUGUCGACGUUUUCGAAAUACGGCUCAACCUAUCUUGUAUCAUUGUUAUCACUCUGGACGACAGUCGAAUUCUUCGAGUAGCCCUGAGUGGUGGGGUGAUACUGAUGCAAGGAGACGCGAGGUUGAGACUCUUGAGGGGUUUCUCCGUACUCUUCUUGAGAGACCUGACUUGGCUAAGCAUGUUCGUGCUUUGGCGUUCUUUGCGUUGAGAGAAGUGACUGCUCGUCACAUCUCUAAAGAAACGCAAGCUCUAUUUCGACAGGCUGGUGAGCGCGCUGGUUUUCGUGCUCUACCAUCAUAUGAACAUGUUGAUUCAAAGUGGUUGCAAGAAGCUUCGAUUAUGGCUGCGCCCUUUGUAGAGCAAUUGCUUGUUUACCGAUCGUCACAGGAAGGGCUACAGUAUAUAAGAGACUCCCCCUUCUACUUACCAAAUCUCAAGUAUUUGGUGUUACCAGGCCAGGGCAAGAAUCCUGACGAAUGCUGCCACAUUCAACAGAUGCAGGAUGUCCUAGCAAAAGCACAGAACCUGGAAGUGCUGGCAGCUAGCGAUGCAGACUGCGGGACGGACAUCCCCCUUCGCGAACGUUUCCGCUCAGAACCAUGGGACACUGCCCUUGCAAGUCUCCGUCGUCUAUCACUUCACGGCUUAGAUCCCGAUAAUCUCGCCAAGAUCCUCCGUCGAAGUCCAGUCCUCGAAGAUCUUGAAUACUUCUGCGACAUGGACAAAUACACCGUUCUCCAACAUCACCACCUCACCCCCGUUAGUCAAUCGUUACGACGCUUAUGCUACACCAGCACAACAUGGGAGCAUACAUCCGGCGGCGCACAAGAUAUCAUCGAACAAGUAUCCAUGUUUCUCCGCUGGGACUCUUCACUCCGCGGCGACGCCAGCUUUGUCGAUUUUCCACGUCUUGAAAUCCUUGAGAUAGAGCAACUUCUUCUUUACGGUCCUGUCUUCGAUGAUGAAGAAGAGCGAAAACAAAGAUUCGAAGCGAUGAAGGAUAUUGGACCUGAGAUCUUUAUGGCGAGUCUCCCUUCUUCAUUACAGAUUCUUCAUAUAGGAAUGGUGUUGGCUUGGCCGGAGAUGCACCGCGACUUACUUGGUAUGGCGAAGAAGGUAUACCGGUUUCAGAACUUGAGCGUCGUUGCUGUAGAUCCUUAUGAAGCGCCGCCAAAAGAACAGAUCAAAGAACUUGACGAUGCAUUUGCAUCGAAGGGAAUCAUCUUCCGAAUAGGCCAGACGACUCAAGUUCCAUUUGGGAGGGGUAUGUUGGGUGUAAGACCAGGACAUCCAGAGAGAUCGAGUGAAAGAGAUCUCAAGUUUCCGCUAAAUCAUAGGAAUCCGUCAUAUCUGGACUUUUUGGACUUUUAGAUAAUAAAUAGUAUCUAUGAGUAAAGCACAUGCAAUGAGAUUACUCGGUGAAAUUACCUUGCGGAUGAAUGUGAUGGCCUGAUGUUGCUCUCUCAUGAUGCGAUUUCGGUUCGUCUAACACAUAUAUGAUGCUAUUAUCUUCUCUUCGGCGACGAAGUUAGCAUGUGCUUCGAGUAACGAUAAGCUGCCCAGGCAUUCUCUAGGGACACAUGUGAGGUUGAGCUAUCCAAGGUGUCACGUACAUGUGACAAGGACUAUGACUCUCGGGGAGGUUUACUCAUAAC
Messenger RNA from Fusarium redolens, 2185 nucleotides. RefSeq lists its product as uncharacterized. The record is from RefSeq and is a predicted model, not a curated record. Lineage: Eukaryota; Fungi; Ascomycota; Sordariomycetes; Hypocreales; Nectriaceae. The transcript has a single exon. Bases 267 to 1901 code for a protein of 544 amino acids.